CCUGUGAAUAAUGCAAAGACAGCUUACUCUCUAGUGAUAAUAAUAUAGCAACUCGAUAUCUGUGUAUUGUGCAUUUAGUGAUCUCAUUUUUCUGUUUUGAUUACACCAUGUUACACGGUUUUUUUCUGUUUUUGUUACACAAGUUUAAACCUCCAGUCUACAUGGACCAAAGAGAUGGCUAAUGUAGAGGAGAGUGGAGGAGAUGUGGAGCAUCUGCUGGUAGUGAUUGUGGACUUGUGCAAUGCCUACGAAAUCAGCGCCUCCUCUAAGGAACACACACAAGCGCUGUCCGUGAAGCAGUGUCUGGAUGCAGUGACAACAUUUAUAAACUCGUACGUACUCACUUGCCACGGACACAGUGUAGCGGUGUGCAUCAGUCACCAAGCUGGAAGUCAAAUGGUGUACCCUUCAUCCAUGACCUCUGAACUCUCAGCAGACGACCCUAGACUACAGAACACUGGCAAAUAUGAGCCUUUAGUGCACAUGAACUCUAUACUAUGUGACCAGGUGCACCAGGUUGUGGCCAAACUCUCGUCAGCACCAGCAGACACUGUGUCUACGAGUACUCUACUCUCUGGGGCCAUCAGCAAGUCACUGUGUUACAUUCAGCGACAGAACAGAGAGCUGUUAAUAGGUAGGACACUCAACUCUCGUAUCCUGGUGGUCCGCUCCUCCUCUGACAGUGCCCCUCAGUACAUCCACACCAUGAACUGCAUUUUUGCUGCUCUAAAGAAUAGAGUGCCUAUAGACUCUUGUGUGUUAUGGGAGGAUUCUGGGUUCUUGCAACAAGCUUCUGACGUGACUGGGGGUGUGUACAUCAGGACCCCAGAGCCCUCGGGACUGCUGCAGUAUUUAUUGUGGGUGUUUCUCCCUGACCCGUCCACUCGUGACCACCUCCUCCUCCCCUCCUCUGUUGAGAUUGACUACAGAGCCGCCUGCUUCUGUCAUCACAAACUAGUGGACGUGGGAUUUGUGUGCUCUGUCUGUCUCUCCAUAUUCUGCCGGUCAACUCCAAUUUGUUCCAUGUGCAAUACUCAUUUCAAGCUACCUUCACUGCCCACCCUCAUGAAGUCAAAGAAAAAAAAGAAUCAUAAACACAAAGGAACAUAGUAUGAUAACUUUUGCACAUUAUUUAUUGUUCUCAGUUUUGUUUUGUGAUUUCCAGCUCCCUGGCCCUUCUCUGGCAAAUAAUUCUUAAACCUCGAAUA
Messenger RNA from Halichondria panicea, 1208 nucleotides. RefSeq names its product general transcription factor IIH subunit 3-like. Gene Ontology annotation, biological process: nucleotide-excision repair; regulation of DNA-templated transcription. Gene Ontology annotation, cellular component: transcription factor TFIIH core complex; transcription factor TFIIH holo complex. NCBI's taxonomy places the organism in Eukaryota, Metazoa, Porifera, Demospongiae, Suberitida, Halichondriidae. The transcript has 9 exons. The record is from RefSeq and is a predicted model, not a curated record. The coding region runs from base 175 to 1110 and encodes 311 amino acids.